This is a messenger RNA of Gavia stellata (red-throated loon), 369 nucleotides long. Its product is annotated as feather keratin-like. The transcript is spliced from 2 exons. Gene Ontology annotation, molecular function: structural constituent of cytoskeleton. Lineage: Eukaryota; Metazoa; Chordata; Aves; Gaviiformes; Gaviidae. The coding region runs from base 61 to 369 and encodes 102 amino acids. Gene Ontology annotation, cellular component: intermediate filament. The record is from RefSeq and is a predicted model, not a curated record.
ACACACUUCGCCUUACGCCGCCUAACACCCUCUCUUCCAGGAACCCUCCACACCACAGACAUGGCCUGCUACGACCUCUGCCGCCCCUGCGGACCCACCCCGCUGGCUAACAGCUGCAACGAGCCCUGUGUCAGGCAGUGCGAGGACUCCCGUGUCGUUAUCCAGCCUUCCACCGUGGUCGUCACCCUGCCAGGACCCAUCCUCAGCUCCUUCCCACAGAACACCGCCGUCGGAUCCUCCUCAUCCGCUGCCGUGGGCAACAUCCUCAGCUCCCAGGGAGUGCCCAUCUCCUCCGGUGGCUUUGGCUACGGCUUCGGCUUUGGAGGCCUGGGCUGCUUCGGCGGCAGAAGAGGCUGCUACCCCUGCUAA